GAUGUUCAACUCAUCGCCUUGACAUCAUACAGCUAACAUGAAGCUUUUCCUGCUCACGUUUGUGGUCUGCUUCGCGGCAGCUCUAGCAGCACCAGCCGAUAAGCAAAAGAGGGACAUCCUGCCGGGCGAUCCACGAUACGGAACUGAGCAUGAUCAUCAUCACGAACACGAAAAUGAGGUACAACCUCAGCAAACCUACGGACCGCCUAGCCAUAUACCAGGCAAGCCUUUGGGAGCUGAUUUCUUCGCGACCAGUGAUGCUGACAAAACUCCCUCCAUCCUCGUGCCAUCCACCUCCUACGGAAUACCCGAUACCACUCAGAUUCUCACCAACUUCCUUGGAUCCGUUGAUGACAAAAACUCUGCUGUUAUAAAAACGACCGUUCAGGAACAUCCGAAAUUCGAUACCGUGCAUGUGCAGAAAACAAUCCCAGAGCAAACAGCGAUUGUUCACAAGCAUGUGGAAACCGCUCCGCAAGUGAAGACAACGACUUCUCAUUUGCCUACUGAGACCCAAGGUGUGUCCUCUUUAAUUUCUGCUUUCAACACCUUCCCCAAUUACGCCUCGUAUUCCUCGUACAACAGCAUACCCCUGAAAACCGUGGAUCACCAUGUGCAAGUGCAAGUACCUCAACCGUAUCACGUACCGGUGACCAAGCAUGUCGCUGUUCCCGUUCCAGUUCCGCAUACAGUCGAAGUUCCUAAACCCUACUACGUCCGUGUGCCCCAACCUGUUCAAGUCCCCGUGGAUCGUCCAUAUCCCGUGGUAGUGCCUCGUCCAGUGCCAUACCCCGUUCAUCAUUACGUAAAAACCAGCGUUCCAGUUGCUCAUCCAGUUGUUCAUCCAGUUGCUCAUCACGUGACGGUGGAUACCAAGGCUAAUCCAGUACAAACCUUCUUCGACAAUCCCCAGUUGGCGUUCCAAAACGUAUUUGGAAAUCUUCCGACUUUCUCAAGUCCUCUGGAUAGCAUUCAGAAUCCGUUUGAGAACUUCGAGUUUCCUUCUAUACCUUUCAUACCAUCCUCCAUAUCCUCAAUACCGUUCUUACCGCAGCAACCUCAACCCGCCGUGCCCUCUUCGACUAGCAGCGACUCAGUUACGGUUGAUAAUGCAGCGCUGAAGGUUGAACCCGUUAAGGUAAAGCCCGUUGUGCAACCGAGCAAACAAGCGUAUAAGCCCUCCACCGCGUGUGCUGGAUGUAUUGUUUCUUCUGCCGCAAACAACAAGCAGGAAUAUGUACAACCCAUCGAUUCCAAUGGUGGUUACGUAUACUAGAAUGUUUAUCUUGUAAUGGACGUUGAUUAAACUACUGGAGUCUCUUAGUAGAAAUAUAUAUUACACGAAGGAUUA
This is a messenger RNA of Trachymyrmex septentrionalis, 1351 nucleotides long. RefSeq names its product soluble scavenger receptor cysteine-rich domain-containing protein SSC5D-like. The record is from RefSeq and is a predicted model, not a curated record. Lineage: Eukaryota; Metazoa; Arthropoda; Insecta; Hymenoptera; Formicidae. Bases 38 to 1276 code for a protein of 412 amino acids. The transcript has 6 exons.